Messenger RNA from Strongylocentrotus purpuratus (purple sea urchin), 2518 nucleotides. RefSeq names its product malate dehydrogenase, cytoplasmic (gene mdh1). Gene Ontology annotation, molecular function: L-malate dehydrogenase (NAD+) activity. Bases 315 to 1322 code for a protein of 335 amino acids. The transcript has 8 exons. The record is from RefSeq and is a predicted model, not a curated record. Lineage: Eukaryota; Metazoa; Echinodermata; Echinoidea; Camarodonta; Strongylocentrotidae. Gene Ontology annotation, cellular component: mitochondrion; cytosol. Gene Ontology annotation, biological process: oxaloacetate metabolic process; tricarboxylic acid cycle; malate metabolic process.
GUUAAACUUCCACCAUGAAUACUAGAAAAAUUUCUGAUGACAUGCAAAAUGCUUCCCGGUAAUAGUCUAGAUUGUUGGAAAUAUUUGUAGGCCUAGCAGCAUAAAAGGAACAUGCGAUCAUAUCAGCUGCCCUACACCACGGGCGUGACCUUUGUCUCGAUAUCGAGGUUCCACGCAGCAUGCACAUUACGCAUGAUCAGUGCAGUGCAUGCGAUCAGUGCCCUGGAAGAUUUGUACCACGACGCAACAGCACCAUCCGAAACACACACUGCCCUUCUUCACCGUCAAACUUGAUCGUCGCUUAAAACUGUAAAAUGGCUGAACCACUGCGUGUGCUUGUAACUGGUGCUGCAGGACAGAUUGCCUAUUCUCUCCUCUACUCCAUUGGCAAGGGAGAUGUCUUUGGACCCAAACAGUCUUUGGUCCUAAUCCUGUUGGAUAUCCCUCCAAUGAUGGGAGUCUUAGAUGGUGUUCUCAUGGAACUCCAAGAUUGCUCUCUUCCUCUUGUCAGCAGUAUUGUUGCCACUGCUGAUCCCAAGGUGGCAUUUACUGGUGUUGAUUUUGCUAUCCUUGUUGGAGCCAUGCCUCGUAGGGAGGGUAUGGAAAGAGCUGAUCUUCUCAAGGCCAAUGUCAAGAUCUUUGAAUCCCAGGGUCAAGCCAUCAAUUCAUACGCAAAGAAAACAGUCAAGGUACUAGUUGUUGGUAACCCAGCCAACACCAACUGUUUGGUCUGCAUGAAGAAUGCUCCUUCCAUACCCAAGGAGAACUUUACUUGUAUGACCAGACUGGAUCAAAACAGGGCCCAGGCUCAGAUUGCUAAUCGCUUGUCGGUGUCUUGCGAUGCUGUUCAGAAUGUAAUCAUCUGGGGUAAUCACUCCAGCACUCAAUUCCCUGAUGCUGCUCAUGCUUCAGUGGACAUCAACGGCAAGAAGGAGAAUGUUGUUGCAGCAGUCAAGAAUGAUGAUUGGCUCAAUGGAGAAUUCAUCAAGACUGUUCAAGUUCGUGGAGCUAGCGUCAUCAAGGCAAGGAAGCUGUCUAGUGCCAUGUCUGCUGCCAAGGCUAUUUGUGAUCACAUGAAGGAUUGGUGGUUUGGGACCCCUGAGGGUUCUUGGGUGUCCAUGGGAGUAUACAACAACGGAAGCUAUUACGGUAUUCCAGCGGAUCUCAUCUACAGUCUACCAGUCACCAUCGGGAAAGGAGGAGAAUGGUCCGUAGUCCCUGGUCUCACCAUCACUGACUUCGCUCGGGAGAAGAUGGACCUCACUGCCAAGGAGCUUGUUGAUGAGCGGGACACUGCCAACCAGUUUGUUCAACCACAAUGACAGACUGCUCGUGGAAUGAGUACAGAUGAGACAAAGUCUCGUCUGUGAGACAAGGUCUUGUCUACUCGUAUGGAGAAAAUAAAUGAAACAGAAAUAUUUUAGAAUACACAAUAUGAUUGUAAUGUCACAGUUUUUGUUGAAUAUAUUGGUGUGAAUUAUGUGAGUUCCCAUUGUCUCAUAUUAAGUGUAUUGGAAUUGCCUAGUAAGACCCCAUUUCAUCCUUAUUCAAAGACAGAGUGUAUGGGUCCUCUGAAGUAACCAAGAGUUUAUAUUUUGCUGUGUGAAAAUACAAAGGACUGCUUACAACUAAUGUUUGAAAUGGACCCAUCUUUGGUAACUUGUAACAAGAACUAUGUGUGAAUAGUGUGCAGUUGAAUAAUCCUCAGUGUAGAGGUACAGACUGAAUGAUAUUCUGUUAUUGUGUGAAUAUGCUUCUCAUGCCUUUCAUCCCCUUUCAUUAUGAGACUUUUUAUGAGGUUGUAUCAAUUCAUCUUUUCUACUAAAACUCAUGUUAUCCCAACUGAAUCAUUCUUCGUUAAAUUGAAUUGAUUAAUUUGUUUACUCUCCUUUAGUACUCUUUCCACGGCCUCGUACUUAGACACCCUUAAAAAUAUGAUUCUUUCUUAGGACAAGUUUCCCAAUGGAACAUUCUUUUCAUGAGUAUACAUGAUAUGUGAUUUAUUUCUCUGUGUCUUUGCAUUGUAUUUUCAUACGAAGGAUCAAUAUCUGUCAUUAAUUUUUGAACAAUAGAUGUGACCCUAAUCAGUAUUCUGAAAAUUGCUGAAAUAAAAGAGUUUUGAGUUGUACUUGAUAUAAAUUAUUUUUGAUUUGUUAAAGUUUAUCUUUAAUUCACCCGUUAGAAAUUAUAAAUAUGCUACAUGCUAGAUUUUAUAUAUAAUUACAUGAUGCAUGUUAUUCAAAGAUUCGAGGUGUUAAACUUAUCCUUGACCAAAUAUAGUGCUUCCAAGAAGCGUUGAUAAUAUUGCAACAAAGUUGCAAUAUGUACUGAUAGAAGAAACAUGAGAAAGUGCCAUUCCUUACAAUUAACAGGUACCCCAUUACUAUGUGUUGUCUGCCUGGUUCAUGAUUUGAACAUGACACACGUACUACAUGUACUAUCACCUGAUGUUACAAGUCAUCUUGUUUGAUGUGAAACAGUAUCCAAGCAAUAAAGUUACCAAACCAACAGACCUGUA